Messenger RNA from Selaginella moellendorffii, 1574 nucleotides. Its product is annotated as histone-lysine N-methyltransferase setd3. The coding region runs from base 17 to 1471 and encodes 484 amino acids. Gene Ontology annotation, biological process: peptidyl-lysine monomethylation. NCBI's taxonomy places the organism in Eukaryota, Viridiplantae, Streptophyta, Lycopodiopsida, Selaginellales, Selaginellaceae. Gene Ontology annotation, molecular function: protein-lysine N-methyltransferase activity; protein binding. The transcript is spliced from 5 exons. The record is from RefSeq and is a predicted model, not a curated record.
UAGGGGGGUUUUGAAAAUGAGAGGUGCGGUGGUUCUUUGCUGCUCCCAGGCGAUGGCGCCAGGCGCUAGGGCGAGAAUGCCGGUCCACGGCGCCAGGCGCUGGAGCUCCGCGGCCUCGGCCGUCGCUGCCAGUGUGGAUCUCCGGGGCUGGGUGAAGAAUCAGGGGGGAUUUGUGUGGAGCGGCCUCCAUGUCGUUCACAGUGGAUCUUCUCACGGUAUGGGGCUUGUGGCGACUCAGGAUUUGCCUCAGGGUUCCACGAUAAUCACUCUGCCGCGAAGAAUUCCAAUGCCGAUGCCUGAUCCCGAGAAUGCUGCGGUUUUAGCGCCAUCGGAGGGAGUGAUUUGCGAGAUUGCUAAUCGAGUUCCAGAGGAGCUUUGGGCAAUGAGGCUGGGCCUCAAGCUUUUGUAUGAAAGAGCUCAGAAAGGAUCUUACUGGUGGCCAUAUAUCAGCAUGCUUCCACACUCUUUCACCCUUCCGAUUUUUUUCUCUGGAGUAGACAUUGAGAGCAUCGACUACGCACCUGUUACACAUCAAGUGAAAAAGAGGUGCCGAUUUCUCUUGCAGUUCUCCUCCGAGUUGGCCAAGCUAGAAUCACUGCCGGAAGAAAUUCAUCCUUUUGCCGGUCAGUUUGUUGAUUCGGGAGCGCUCGGCUGGGCAAUGGCUGCUGUCUCGAGCCGGGCUUUCCGGAUUCACGGUGUCACCAACAAGCUUUGCUCGGCAAUGAUGCUUCCUCUGAUUGAUAUGUGCAAUCAUAGCUUCCAGCCGAAUGCUCACAUCGAGGAGGACCUGUCGAGGGAUGCUCAGGAUGUCAGCUUCUUGAAGGUGGUGACUAAACGUAACUUGGAGAAGGGAUCAGCGAUCACUCUAAACUAUGGCCCGCUCAGCAAUGAUCUGCUUUUGCUAGACUACGGUUUUGUCAUCCCUGACAAUCCACACGAUCGCAUCGAGCUGAGGUACGAUGGGAGCUUGAUGGAGAACGCCAGGAUGAUAGCGGGCUUGAGUCGUACGGGCUCGCCACCAUUUUCAUCUCCGGCUUCUUGGCAAGUGGACCGGCUCAAACAACUUGGUCUCGCUGAUAGUGGAGAAUCACAAAAGGUGACGCUUGGAGGUCCGGAGGAGGUUGAUGGGCGGUUGCUAGCAGCGUUGAGAAUCCUCCACGCUGAGAGCCAGGAGCCACUCGAGCGCAGAGAGCUCGUCUCGUUACAAGCUUGGGGGGUGGAGAGCAUGGUGAGCAGUGACAACGAGGAGCGAGUGCUGCGAACGCUCUGUGGCCUGGGAGCAAUCGUUUUCAACCAGUUCAAGACGACCAUCGAGGAGGACGAGGCGAAGCUCUCGGACAAAUCCCUGGCGGAGACGAGCAGGAUCGCGGUACAGUUCAGGCUGACGAAGAAGAGACUGGUGGUGCGCGUCCUGGAAUCGCUUAAGAAGAGAUUGAUGGAUCUCAGAGCCGUCCGAGCAGAGUUCCAAUAGGUAAUUUAUUUUUGUUCUGCUCAAAUGCUUUCGAAAGGCUUCUAAAAGGUCGUCUCCACGAAUCUGAAAUGCAAAACUCACAUCAAAUAACCUUGUAACGAAA